GGAGAAAAUUUAAAUACUAUAAAUUAAAUUUUCGUCGUAAAACAAGAAAUUUAGAAAAGACUGCUCUAUAUAAUUCUUUAUUGGCCAAUGACUUCUGUGUGCACUAUAAAAUAGUUCUGACUCCACCUACGAGGCUACAGUUUGUGGAUUAUUCCGUGGGCAAAGUGUCUGAUUGAUUUCGCUUAAAAACAUUAAUUUGUGCAGAAAAUGUUAAUAAUAAUUGCACUACUUUGUGGAUUUUACGCCCCCUCGGUGCUGGGACAAGGCUGCAACUAUGCACAGCAAGUUAAUACAACACCCGUUGCUAUAUUCUCCCCAAAUUAUCCUGGAAACUACCCAGCAAACAGUCAGUGCACAUGGACUGCAACAGCCUUUUCGGAUUACCAAAUAAAGCUCACCUGCACCGUUGUACAGAUUCCUACUGGAACUAGUGGCUGCCCAAGGGACUACAUCAUAGUAUCUCGCACAGGAAGGACGGAUUUUGCAGAUGGGACUAGAUAUUGCGGUACUCAGGCUUUCACUGUGACAUCUACAAGUAAUCAGAUGAGAGUUGGGCUCUUUGCCCAACCAACUUCACCAGGUGGAAGGUUCUACUGCACAAUUCAGGCUGUUUUUAAUUCAUGCAACUGUGGCCGGAGGAAGAGUACCCGUAUUGUUGGCGGACAAAAUGCUGCAGUGAAUGAGUUCCCAAUGGUUGCUGCCCUUGUUGAUCUCACAACACGAGAUCUCUUCUGCGGAGCAACCCUUAUUUCCAAUCGAAAAGCAAUAACAGCCCAGCAUUGUCUUCUCAAUCAAAGCCCAGGGAAUGUAGCUCUUCUUGUGGGUGAUUACGAUAUAACUACUGGCUCUGAUACCCCAUACUCUGCCCUGUACUCCAUUCAAACCUUCACAUGCUACACCAGCUGCAGUGCAACCCCCAGCAAUGAGACUGACAUUGCACUGGUGACGACCACAAAUGAGAUUCAGAUGAAUCCUGGUGUUGGGAUAGCUUGCUUACCAAUUAAGUAUCAAGGUAAUACUUUUGCCGGAAGUACUGUGGAGGUAUCAGGAUGGGGACAUUUGGAUUUUGGAGGUCCUGAUGCGAAAAUCCAGCAAAAGACGCGGCUCAAUGUGAUUUCCCAAACUGAUUGCCAAAAUCGCUUCGGUACGUCCCUUAUUGUUCGAAGUACACAAAUGUGUACCUUUACACCUGGUACGGACACGUGUCAGAAGGAUUCGGGUGAAGGACUCCUCUAUACUGGACCUGACAAUGGGCGUCUCUAUACUAUAGGUGUUGUAGCAUCGGGCGUUGAGUGUGGCACUAAUAAUCCAUCAAUUAACACCCGUGUAACGCUCUUCAUUAACUGGAUCAUUACAAAUUCCCCAGAAAUUCAGUACUGUAACAUUUAAUUGUACAAAAAUUAAAUGUUUUCCUCAAGAAUUUGCAAAA
Molecule: messenger RNA, 1429 nt
Organism: Lutzomyia longipalpis
Lineage: Eukaryota; Metazoa; Arthropoda; Insecta; Diptera; Psychodidae
Product: venom serine protease 34-like
Exons: 4
Coding region: 208-1389 (393 amino acids)
Biological process (GO): proteolysis
Molecular function (GO): serine-type endopeptidase activity
Source: RefSeq, a predicted model, not a curated record